Messenger RNA from Linum trigynum, 1874 nucleotides. The record is from the annotation of a GenBank genome assembly. NCBI's taxonomy places the organism in Eukaryota, Viridiplantae, Streptophyta, Magnoliopsida, Malpighiales, Linaceae.
UACGUCACUAAAUGAGAUUUUUUGUGUAUUCUAAAAUUGCAUGUUUUGCAUACAACGUUACAACGAGUUGGAGCAAUUUUGAUAUUUGUUGCCAAAAACAAAAGGGGAAGCAGUAAUCAUCAUUUGCAACCACAAACGCUCACCACAGCGAGGCACAGCGAAAAGAGAAAGAAUAUAUAAUGGCUGAGAGCAAUUUCGCUGCAACCCAAAGUAGGAGUAUAAUAAUCACAACAACAACAACAACAACAUUAACAACACAAUUAUUAAACAGAGUAAAGCUUCACCGGACCAAUCUUCUUCCAUCCAAGGGCGUCAUUUCAUAUGGGUUUCUGAUUCUUCCGUUUGUCAUCAUCUUCUCCGUUUAUCUUAGCCAACAAGCUAAGAGAAGCAUUUUAAGAGGAGCCCAUCUCUUGAGCAAAUAUCAGAAAUUGUUGUCUGUCUACUGAUAGGUCAUUGCAGGUGUUUUUAGUUUCUGUGGCUGUUGUUGAUCGCUCUCUUUUUUGCUUUGCCGAGAAGGAAGAUGUUGAUUUUUGGUUUGAAGGGAGCAUCUGGGUUUUCCUCUUGUUCCACGGCUGAGGCAGUUACUAAUGGAGUUGAUGCAACUGGCCUCACAGCUAUCGUCACAGGUUCAUCAAGUGGGAUUGGGGUGGAGACAGCAAGAGUCCUUGCUCUGCGAGGUGCUCAUGUGGUUAUGGCUGUAAGGAAUGUUGAUGCUGGCAGGAGUGUUAAGGAAGCAAUCCUGAAGGAAAUCCCAACUGCUAAGGUUGAUAUUAUGCAGUUGGAUCUCAGUUCAAUGGCAUCAGUCAAGAAAUUUGCGUCAGAAUAUGUUUCUUCAGGCCUUCCACUGAACCUUCUGAUUAAUAAUGCAGGCAUUAUGAUGUGUCCUUACAUGCUCUCCACGGACAAAAUAGAGUUACAGUUUGCUACCAACCACGUUGGACAUUUUCUUUUGACACAUCUUUUGUUGGAUACAAUGAAAUCCACUGCUCGUGAGAGUAAUCAAGAAGGAAGGAUUAUUAUUGUAUCAUCUGAAGGUCACCGUUUGUCUUACAAGGAAGGAAUUCGUUUCGACAAGAUUAACAACGAAGCCGAAUACAACAACGUUCGUGCUUAUGGACAGGCAAAACUUGCGAACAUUCUUCACGCUAAUGAGCUUGCUAGGCGCCUUAAGGAAGAGGGAAAUAACAUAACUGCCAACUCACUUCACCCUGGAGUCAUUGCUACAAACCUUUAUCGUCAUACUGGUGUUAUUGCAACCAUUACAAAUGCCAUCAGUAGAUUUGUGCUGAAAAAUGUUCAGCAGGGAGCUGCUACUACAUGCUAUGUGGCACUGCAUCCAAAAGUGAAGGGGGUGACUGGAGAAUACUUCAGUGACAGCAACGUACACAAAACAAACUCUCAGGCUAAAGAUGAAGAAUUGGCAAAGAAGCUUUGGGAUUUCAGCUUGGAUUUGAUAAACCCUUUUUGCUAAAUGCUGCUUUCUAGUCAUAUUUGGUGGAAUCUUACUUCCCAUGUCUUUAGUCUUUACAAAACUUCAUAUAUACAUGCUCACAUAUGGAAUGGAACAGUAGAAGAUGUUUUUACUGUUCUAUUUGAGCAUUGCAAUUUUAUGAGUGCAACUUUUCUAGUCAUAUUUGGUUGAAUUCCACAGCUACUUUCCAUGGCUUUCUUGCACAAUUUACAUAUACAUUUUUUUGUUGCUUCGUCUCCAGAUGUUGUGUAUGGUUUGGUUGUCAUUUAAGUUAGCUAUUUCGCCGAAUAAAUGGUGCAGCUCUUUCAUUCUAGUUCUUUGUUCUCUGCUGAGGUCCUGGGUUUGCUAGUUACAUGUCCCGCUGCUACUAUUAUUAUCAGCGCACUAAAUCUUAACCUGAUCU